AUGAAGUUCCUCUCUGGUCUCAGUGCUCUCAUUGCCGGCGCCAAUGCGCACGCCAUCUUCCAAAAGCUAGCCGUCAAUGGCGUCGACAAGGGCCAGCUAACGGGAAUCCGCGCACCAGAUAUCACAGACCCAAUCACCGACAUCAACGACCAAGAUUUUGCCUGCAACAAGAACCUCAACUACCUCGACAAGACCGUUGUCAAGGUUCCUGCCGGCGCCAGCGUCGGCGCCUGGUGGGGACAUGUCAUCGGCGGUGCGAUGGGCCCGAACGACCAGGAUAACCCGAUUGCAGAAAGCCACAAAGGACCGAUCACCGUGUACCUUGCCAAGGUCGAUGACGCCGCCAACGCUUCCCCGUAUGGCCUCGACUGGUUCAAGAUUGCGGAAGAAGGACUUGAGAAUGGCGUCUGGGCUGUUGACAACCUGAUUGGAAAUGACGGUUGGUAUAACUUCACCAUGCCUUCCUGUGUUGCGUCCGGCGAGUACCUCAUGCGAGUCGAGAUUCUCGCGCUGCAUGAGGGUUUGUUCGAGGGCGGAGCACAGUUUUACAUGGAGUGUGCGCAAAUCCGCGUGGAAGGCUCGGGGUAUAGCACCGGCACGGACUUCGCUCGGUUCCCGGGGACAUACAAGUCUACCGACCCGGGCGUCUUAAUUGACAUCUACAAUGAUCAGGGUGCCAUGGACAACAAUGGUAACAAGUACGUGAUUCCUGGUGUGAAAGCUCUGACUUGUUAG
Molecule: messenger RNA, 735 nt
Organism: Colletotrichum truncatum
Lineage: Eukaryota; Fungi; Ascomycota; Sordariomycetes; Glomerellales; Glomerellaceae
Product: endoglucanase ii
Source: RefSeq, a predicted model, not a curated record